Lemur catta (Ring-tailed lemur) is the source of this 2084-nucleotide messenger RNA. Its product is annotated as ATPase family AAA domain-containing protein 3. Gene Ontology annotation, biological process: mitochondrion organization. The coding region runs from base 125 to 1948 and encodes 607 amino acids. The record is from RefSeq and is a predicted model, not a curated record. Gene Ontology annotation, cellular component: mitochondrion. The transcript is spliced from 17 exons. Lineage: Eukaryota; Metazoa; Chordata; Mammalia; Primates; Lemuridae. Gene Ontology annotation, molecular function: ATP hydrolysis activity; ATP binding; zinc ion binding.
GUGUUGCGCCUGCGCAGUGGCCCUGACGGCCGGCUCGCGGCGCGUGGAGAGUGCUCGGAGCCGCUCGCUAGUCGCGUUCGGGUCCGGGUCCCGCGGCUGCGGCGGCGUGCAGCGCUUGCUCGUCAUGUCGUGGCUCUUCGGCCUCAACAAGGGCCCCAAGGGCGAAGGCGCGGGGCCGCCGCUGCCCUUGCCGCCCGCGCAGCCCGGGGCCGAGGGCGGCGGGGACCGCGGCGUGGGAGACCGGCCGGCGCCCAAGGACAAAUGGAGCAACUUCGACCCGACGGGCCUGGAGCGCGCGGCCAAGGCGGCGCGCGAGCUGGAGCACUCGCGCCACGCCAAGGAGGCGCUGCAUCUCGCACAGAUGCAGGAGCAGACGCUGCAGCUGGAGCAGCAGUCCAAGCUCAAGGAGUACGAGGCCGCCGUGGAGCAGCUGAAGAGCGAGCAGAUCCGUGUGCAGGCUGAGGAGCGGAGGAAGACCCUGAGCGAGGAGACCCGGCAGCACCAGGCUAGGGCUCAGUACCAGGACCAGCUGGCCCGGCAGCGCUACGAGGACCAGCUCAGGCAGCAGCAACUUCUCACCGAGGAAAACUUACGAAAGCAGGAGGAGUCUGUGCAGAAGCAGGAGGCCAUGCGGCGCGCCACUGUGGAGCGGGAGAUGGAGCUUCGGCACAAGAACGAGAUGCUGCGCGUGGAGGCUGAGGCCCGGGCGCGGGCCAAGGCCGAGCGGGAGAACGCGGACAUCAUCCGAGAGCAGAUCCGCCUGAAGGCCGCGGAGCAGCGCCAGACCAUCCUGGAGUCCCUGAGGACGGCUGGAGCCAUGUUUGGGGAAGGAUUUCGUGCCUUCGUGACAGACUGGGACAGAGUGAUGGCCACGGUGGCUGGGCUGACAUUGCUGGCUGUCGGGGUCUAUUCUGCCAAGAACGCCACGGCGGUUGCUGGCCGGUUCCUCGAGGCCCGGCUGGGCAAGCCGUCCCUGGUGAGGGAGACCUCCCGCAUCACCGUGCUGGAGGCACUGAGGCACCCUGUCCAGGUCAGCAGGCGGCUCCUCAGCCGGCCUCAGGACGCACUGGAGGGCGUCGUCCUCAGCCCCAGCCUGGAGGCGCGGGUGCGGGACAUCGCUAUAGCAACAAGGAACACCAGGAAGAACAAGAGCCUGUACAGGAACAUUCUGAUGUACGGACCCCCAGGGACUGGCAAGACGCUGUUUGCCAAGAAACUGGCUCUGCACUCGGGCAUGGACUACGCCAUCAUGACAGGCGGGGACGUGGCCCCCAUGGGGCGGGAAGGUGUGACCGCCAUGCACAAGGUCUUCGACUGGGCCAGCACCAGCCGGCGAGGCCUCCUGCUCUUCGUGGAUGAAGCAGACGCCUUCCUCAGGAGGCGAGCGACCGAGAAGAUAAGUGAGGACCUCCGGGCGACCCUGAAUGCAUUCCUGCACAGGACGGGCCAGCACAGCAGCAAGUUCAUGCUGGUUCUGGCCAGCAACCAGCCCGAGCAGUUCGACUGGGCCGUCAACGACCGCAUCGACGAGAUGGUCAGCUUCGGCCUGCCGCAGCGGGAGGAGCGGGAGCGCCUGGUGAGAAUGUAUUUUGACAAGUAUGUCCUUAAGCCGGCCACAGAAGGAAAGCAGCGCUUGAAGCUGGCCCAGUUCGACUACGGGAGCAAGUGCUCGGAGAUCGCCCAGCUGACGGAGGGCAUGUCGGGCCGUGAGAUCGCCCAGCUUGCGGUGGCCUGGCAGGGACCUGGGCUGGAGCGGCUGCCAUUUGUUCCACGACCCAGUUUCUCCUGCGUGCACAGCCCAGGGCAGGGGAACCAGGUCCCCAGGAGUGCCCGGUCCAGCCGCGCAGACGGCUUCAGCCUGGGGGUUGCCGGGAGAGGAAAACCAGGUGCCGGGACAAUGGCCGUGCUCAGGCCUUGCUGCCUCUGGGGCUGUCUGGAGACCCUGUGACAGCCGGCUGCUGUGACUUCAGCAGAGCUUACAGAACAUGUGUCAGGGCCAUGGCCUACGCCUCCGAGGAUGGGGUCCUCACCGAGGCCAUGAUGGACGCCCGCGUGCAGGACGCGCUGCAGCAGCACCGGCAGAA